Zootermopsis nevadensis is the source of this 2328-nucleotide messenger RNA. RefSeq names its product Glucuronyltransferase I (gene GlcAT-I). NCBI's taxonomy places the organism in Eukaryota, Metazoa, Arthropoda, Insecta, Blattodea, Termopsidae. Gene Ontology annotation, molecular function: galactosylgalactosylxylosylprotein 3-beta-glucuronosyltransferase activity. The record is from RefSeq and is a predicted model, not a curated record. Gene Ontology annotation, biological process: carbohydrate metabolic process; chondroitin sulfate proteoglycan biosynthetic process. Gene Ontology annotation, cellular component: Golgi membrane.
UUUCGUGUACUGUAUGCGUAGGCGGGGUGAUCGGAUACUCAACUGUGGCAAUAAUAAAAGCAAUAAAAGAUGUGAAUGUUGUAUUGUGAUUACUACAUGAGAGAAAGUGAUGAGCAGGUAGCCAGUUCAAGCAAAAAAUUGGCCUGUAGUAAAUUCUUUGUGAGUUAUGCUUCAAGAAAUAAAACAAAAUAAUUUAAACUUGACAGUAUCAUCACAAGAAAUGGGAAUGAAAAGAAGGCUGUUGCUUGUACUUACUAUUGUAAUUGUGAUAAUAUGGUUUACAAGUCUACGGAAUAGAGGUACAAUAGGUCUAUCUGAAUCAGUAUCUUCAGAAUUAGAAAUUGCAGCUCUUAAACAAAAUUUAGCAAAACUGUCUUCAGAAUGCAGGAGCUGGAAACCAUCAAGACUCGACCCCCAUUUGCCAGUGAUUUAUGCAAUCACACCGACAUAUGCAAGGCCCGUUCAGAAAGCAGAGUUAACACGUUUAUUGCACACACUAAUGCUUGUUCCUAACCUGCACUGGAUCAUUAUCGAGGAUGCUGAAGUUCCAUCAUCCUUAGUAGCGAACCUCCUGAAGAAUUCUGGUAUUACAUAUACACAUCUUACUGCAACCACUCCUAAAGAAUGGAAGCUAAAAGAGAAGGAGUCCAACUGGAAAAAGCCACGUGGAGUUCAACAGCGUAACACUGCAUUACAGUGGAUCAGAAACAAUCUGAAAGCUGAUGAUCAAGGAGUCAUCUAUUUUGCAGAUGAUGAUAACUCAUACAGCUUAGAGGUAUUUGAUGAGAUGCGAGACACACAGGUGGUGAGUGUAUGGCCAGUAGGGCUUGCAGGUGGUCUCAUGGUUGAGAUGCCUGUGUUGGACCCCAAAACAGGCCAUGUCAAAGGAUGGAACAGUGCUUGGCGACCUGAACGACCAUUUCCUUUGGACAUGGCUGGCUUUGCAAUAAAUCUGUCUCAUUUCCUGAAACAUACAGAAGCCAAGUUUUCCUUUAAUGUGGAAAAUGGUUAUCAAGAAUCAGAGAUUCUACGGCAUUUGGCAACUCGAGAUCAGCUUGAGCCUAAAGCAGACAACUGCACCAAAGUAUAUGUGUGGCAUACAAGAACUGAAGCUCCAAAGCUCCAAGCUGAAAAACAGUUAAACAAGAAGGGUCUGAAAUCACAUGGAGGAAUAGAGGUGUAGGAUAAACCAAUACCAUACAGAUAUUACUGUAAUGCUUAAAUCUUUGACUCAACUAGGAAUAUUCCAAUUCAAGGACCCUAAUGAGUCCUUCAGUGCAGAAGCGUGAACUCGGUCAUUAGGUUGGAGCAAGUCACUUCAAAUAAUACUCAUCCAUGAACAAUGUCAUGUUCAAUUCUGUAAAGUUUUUAUUUUAGUCAGGUACUGUUGAUGGUAAGGACAACUAAUCAUGAGAUGGCAUGUGGGUUGCACAGUGUUGGAAGACAGGAAUGUGAUGAUUGAACCCACAAACUUUCAUAUCAUGACAGUUUGAUUUAUUUUACAUAUGUGCCAGUUCAAUUCCUUGUACCUGUAAAAGUAUCUUUACCAUAUCACAUGAAGCAGCUGUUUGUAAUGCCUUCUAGUCAUACAGAAUGAUUCAGAAGUCUGUCAGACAUUGUGGGUACAUUAAUCAGUCACUGAAUACAGGGCCAUACAGUACGGUGCUGUGCUCGUGUGUAAAUUCAAGUUGCAGGUGGACACUUUGAACAGCUAUUUAAGUUCCUCUGAACAUUUUCAUUAAACUCCUUUAUCUUACUUUCAAACUACAGUGACUCCUUUCAAAACUGGAUCAAUAUUGAUAGGACUGUUUUACUCAAAAUCUCUUAACUGAUGUACUCAAGAAGUUUGGAAGACUUCCUGAAUCAACCUGUAUACAUGGAAGCACUUCAGCCUUCUGUCAUCUGACCAUAUGCAUGUUGAAUGGAAAGUUUAAUGCUCUUAAAGAAAUAUUACUUCUCUUUUUUGAAAACAGUAUUACCUUCCCAGUAGCUUUUCAUAUUAAUUGGGCAUUUCAAAACAAAACCUUAUUCAAAGGACAAAAACUAGUAAGGAAACAAUGGAAAUGUGAAUAGUAUUCACAUUAUAUGUACCAGUACCCAUCUACAAUUCAAGCUCUGAUGAUUAAUUAAACAUUUAUGACAUAAUACAAUACUUUGGAAAUCUUUGCUAAUUUAAAUUGAAGGCAUGCAGUGAUGUUUAAUUGCUUGGCCCAUUUAAAUUGCUGUGCAAUAGUAGCAAACUGCAUAUCAUCAUUAAAUAAUCUGUAUUUAUUCCAAUUUUUACAUUAGAAUAUCAUCUGUAAGAUUAUGAAUAAAUUUAUGCCAAUA